Messenger RNA from Ophidiomyces ophidiicola, 756 nucleotides. RefSeq lists its product as uncharacterized. The record is from RefSeq and is a predicted model, not a curated record. Lineage: Eukaryota; Fungi; Ascomycota; Eurotiomycetes; Onygenales; Onygenaceae. The coding region runs from base 1 to 756 and encodes 251 amino acids. The transcript has a single exon.
AUGGAACAUGAAUAUCCAUAUCCGUAUAGGCAAACGUUCCCAGGGCUGCCUAUACCGCCUCAAAUCUCCCCGGGACUUCGAAAACGACCCCUUCCAGCCAUCAGCCAAGACAAAUCAGCGCCGGCGCCUCGCGCAAUACAACCGAAGCCCGCCCCAUCAGCUGAAGCAUUCCAAGCACCCCAAGCCCGGCCCGCGCUUCAGAUACCGCGCUUGCCAGAUCCGGCGAGGGGAGAACCACCGAGAAAACGGGGUAGGCCUAGUAAGGCGGAGAUACAAAGACGAACGCAAAUGGCACAGGCUCGUGGUGAACAGUAUCCUGCCCCAAAAAGGCCAAUUGCCAAGAAAGGCUUUGGACCUUCGUCGCCAACGAUUAUGGCAGCCACUGAGCCGAUGUCUUCCCCGUCAGGCGCGGUUCCAAGACCUAUGCUAAACCAACACAGACAUGAUGGUGUUGGCUUUCCAGGCGCGCGGGAGGAAUCAUCACAAACGGAGGAUAUGCAAGUACGCCGAAUGGCCGCGGCACAGGCAGCAGUGUUUGGCGACCAUUCACCAAGUCUAACAAAGGAUUCGAUGCCGAGAACACUAGAAGGUCAGAUGGCGCCGUCUCCAACCUCCUUUCCUACUUUCAGAAAUAUUAUGCAGCCCAGCGCUGGGAAUCCCGGCUCUCGACACGACGCUCUGGCUGCCAAUAUAGCAGAGGCAGAGACCGGGGUUGAUUCCGCACACGCUAUGCUGGACGACCACAGAGAAACGUGA